Molecule: messenger RNA, 948 nt
Organism: Paramacrobiotus metropolitanus
Lineage: Eukaryota; Metazoa; Tardigrada; Eutardigrada; Parachela; Macrobiotidae
Product: translocator protein-like
Exons: 5
Coding region: 230-751 (173 amino acids)
Cellular component (GO): mitochondrial outer membrane
Source: RefSeq, a predicted model, not a curated record
AUCACAACUCCAAUUUGGCCAACAUGCCCUAGUGGCUAUACACAGUAUUUAAUAAAUAUAUAAGCAAGCAAUACAUUGGGGCAGACAACAGAAAAAUUUCUUCGAAUACGCUCUUAUUUCCGCAGUAUCGCUUGCGUAGUUUCAUAAAAUAGUCUGCUGAAGCGUUGUAUUUCCGACUCCAAGUAUAGCAUCGUGGAUUGUAAUUACGUGAGUGCAUGUUUUGUUAAUCAUGGGAUGUGAACUUUUGUUUCAAAGUCGUCUCCUGACGGAACUCCUACCGGCAAUUGUGUUACCAAACAUCGGUGGCAUAAUAGGAGCGAUAAUUACAAAGGAAGAUGUUAAAAUCUACGAGCGCCUGAGAAAGCCGUCGUGGAGUCCACCAAAAUGGUUGUUCGGACCCAUGUGGACAACUCUCUACGUUUUAAUGGGAGCCGCUUCCCUGAUUGUGUAUAAGAAAGGCAACGGCUUCACCGAGAACAGCUCUGCAUGUCUUCCCUUGAUGCUGUACGGUAGCCAACUGAUUCUCAACUGGGCUUGGUCACCACUUUUUUUCCGUGCUCGGAAACCCGGUUUGGCACUGCUGGAUAUUGGCGUACUGUGGAUUAACAUUGCGGCAUGCGUCGUCACCUUUUUCAAAGUGGACACAACAGCCGGCACCCUCCUGUUACCGUAUCUCGCGUGGGUCACCCUCGCUACUGCACUGAAUUACAAUUUGUGGAAGGACAACUCCAACAUCCAGAAACUAAAAUGAAAGUCCACACGUUUCUUUUAUUGCAAUUUUUCCAUGUUCUAAUUAUUUUAUACAGUUUACUAUUUUCCGUCCGCCGUGAAAAUUCCCUCAGUUUUAGCGAUAAAAAAAUAAACUCAUGAAAAACAGGCAAAUAUUGCAAGCCAAAAUACGGCAAGUAACAACAUCCAUUCCAACGUCCGGCCGCAAACACCGUGAUA